Messenger RNA from Theobroma umbraticum, 694 nucleotides. RefSeq lists its product as uncharacterized. Gene Ontology annotation, molecular function: DNA-binding transcription factor activity. Lineage: Eukaryota; Viridiplantae; Streptophyta; Magnoliopsida; Malvales; Malvaceae. The record is from RefSeq and is a predicted model, not a curated record.
UGAUGAUUUUAUUUUAUUGAUUGAAAAGGUAGAGCAACUGCGAGUAUGGAGUCCUUUCUAAUCUCAAAUUUAUUUAUUUGUAAUUAUCAGGUGAUUGGCGUCAAGCGGCCAAGGCCAAAUUUCCCUGUCGACAACUGGCUGCCAGCUCCUCCUUCGUUGCCCUAUCAACUUCCCCAAUCCCACCCUCACAUUCCCAGGCUUGGUCCUUCAAUAUCUUCGUCUAAUGACCAUGGUGUGUUCAAUCUUGAAACAGCAUCCAGAGACCCAAUGCCAACUAGCCCUUUGGAGCUGAAAAUGGUGAAAAGCUGUGUUAAUGAUCAUGGGAACCCUACUGGCAAUGGCAGUGCCCUGAUCACAUUGGGCUCUCCAACAACUCCUUUGCCAUCAACUCAGAAAAGUUAUCAACCAGACUUCUCCAAAUUCAAGCAAUACCCUUUCCAAGAAAGGAAGGAAAGCUCUGAUGUGUUAUUCCAAACGUCAUCAGAAUCAGAGGGAUCGGUUCACAAGAGGAGUUUCUUUACCUUCUUAUUAAAACCAGAUGAGCAAAGGGAUGCAGCCGAAGCCACACCUAGUUUCAAAAAUGGGAAAUGUGCAAAAACAGGAGAUUUCAUUGAUCUUACCUUAAAGCUCUAAAUUGGUGCAUGAUGCGCCUCUUUAAUUAAGGGAUGUAGUCCCCCAAAAAAAUCUUGAUUAA